Rubroshorea leprosula is the source of this 3305-nucleotide messenger RNA. Lineage: Eukaryota; Viridiplantae; Streptophyta; Magnoliopsida; Malvales; Dipterocarpaceae. The record is from the annotation of a GenBank genome assembly.
UUGUGAAGAAAUUCAUGUAACCAUUAAUACUCUUACCAGUAAUAUAAGGUCAUCUUGGCUCUUACUUCUCAGUCCUCACUCACCUCACCAGAAUAUCUCUGCCUUCCUAAUUCCCUGUAAGAUUAUUACAAGAACAUGGGUGGUUCCGACAGGAUUGGAACUACUGUCUUAACAGAGUUACUAAUCAUUGCAGUCAUUAUUGUUUCAUCCUUAUGCGCCGCAAUUUCCAAUGCUGCUUGCCACAAGGAGGAGAAACAAGCACUUCUGACAUUCAAGCAAGGACUAACAGACCCCUCAAAUCGACUUGCCACAUGGACUGCCGGUCCGGAUUGCUGCCAAUGGACUGGAGUCGUCUGCCAUAACAGAACUGGCCGCGUAGUGGAGCUCCGUCUCGGAAACCCCCAUGAUUCCAAUGAAGAUCUCAUCUUUCCUGGAAAGGUUUUUGAGAGGUCAAGAUUUGGUGGCGAAAUGAAUCCCUCAUUGCUCAAUCUGAAGCACCUCCGGUACUUGGAUUUAAGUGGGAGUGAUUUUGAAGGUGAGAUUCCCAAAUUCCUGGGUUCUUUAAAGAAUCUACAAUACCUGAAUCUCUCUGUUUCUGGCUUUGGAGGACUUAUUCCUCCUGAGCUUGGAAACCUGACGAAUCUCCAGUACCUGGAUCUCCAUGGUCUUUUGCCAUCUCUGUUCUCAGACAAUCUUCAAUGGCUCUCCAAUAUUCGAAACCUGCAACACCUGGAUUUGAGCCUUACAGAUCUUAGCAAAGCCUCGAAUUGGUUGCAGGUAACCAACGAACUCCCUUCUUUGGUAGAAUUGCGGCUGUCUGCUAGUCAACGUGGUCUUAUACCUCCGUUACCAAAUGUCAAUUUUUCCUCUCUGGAAAUUCUAGAUCUCUCCGGGAAUGGAUUCAGCAACCCUUUUGUUCCUUCUUGGAUUUUCCAUCUCAGUUCUCUGGUUUAUCUUGAUCUUAGUCACAAUAAUUUCGGAGGCGGCAACCCUUUUGUUCCUUCUUGGAUUUUCCAUCUCGAUUCUCUGGUUUAUCUUGAUCUUAGUCACAAUAAUUUCGGAGGCGGAAUCCCGGAUGGUCUUAGAAACCUGAGUACUUCUCUUACAUUUCUUAGCUUAGAAUCAAACUCAUUCAAUUCGACCAUUCCUGAUUGGCUGUACAGUUUCAGCCAUCUUGAGUACCUCAGCCUGGCCGACAAUUCCUUACAAGGUACAAUCUCGGAUGCCAUUGUGAAUCUGACCUCACUCGAAAGCCUUGAUGUCGCAUCCACUCAAGUUGAAGGACCAUUGCCAAGUUCCUUGGCAAAGCUUUGCAGCUUGAGAAAAUUAUACCUUUCUGGUGUCACUCUGAAGCAGGACCUGUCUGAAGUCUUACAGACUCUGACCGGAUGUAUCUCUGGUGGACUUGAGCACUUGUAUUUGAGUCAGUGCCAGCUCUUCGGUCACAUGAGCAAUCAACUUAGUCGGUUCCAGAACCUAACCGAGCUGUACCUGACCAACAAUUCGAUCUCGGGUCCUAUCUCAGAGUCCUUAACAUCACUAAAAUCAUUGAGAUCACUCGACCUCUCCCAGAAUCUACUCAAUGAGACAUUUCCUGAAUGGUUUGGACAGCUUCCGGAGCUGCAACUAUUAUGGAUUAACGAUAAUUCUUUACAUGGUGUUGUUUCUGAGGCUCAUUUCACUAAUGUCACCAAGUUGAGGAUCCUCGUCGCCUCCCGAAACCAUUUGGUUUUGAAAGUGAGUUCCGAUUGGGUACCGCCUUUUCAACUCAGUGUUAUAGAUCUUUCAUCAUGGAAGUUAGGCCCAAGAUUUCCUCUCUGGCUUCGUUUUCAAAAGGAUUUCGUGUUUCUGGACAUAUCCGUGGGAGAGAUUAAUGAUACAAUUCCGAACUGGUUCUGGAAUCUGUCCACUCAGUUCUUUAAUCUGAACAUUUCUCACAACCAAAUCCGGGGGAAAGCUCCUGAAGUUUUUGAUAUUUCCCCUCCACUAGGCUACCCUGCAUCCAUUGAUCUCAACUCCAAUCUCUUCCAAGGUACACUACCUUGUUUGUCCUCAAAUGUUGGAACUCUAGAUCUUUCCAACAAUUCAUUUUCCGGAACGAUUUCCCACUUCUUGUGUUACAAGAUGGAAGAACCAAAGAGCCUGCAAAAUCUUCACCUCACUGAUAAUCAUCUCUCCGGACAAAUCCCUGAUUGUUGGAUGAAUUGGCCGAGUUUGCUCUCUGUUGACAUGAAAAAUAACAACCUAAGCGGCAACAUUCCGAGCUCAAUUGGGUAUUUAUCCUUCCUUGAAUUCCUCCACCUUCGCCGGAACAACCUCUCCGGAGUUCUACCAGAGUCGAUGCAAAACUGCACAAAACUCCUAGCUCUUGACCUAAGUGGGAAUUCCUUCACCGGACACGUACCUUCUUGGAUUGGUGAAAGCCUGUCCAAUAUCAUAAUCAUCAGCCUUGGUUCGAACAAAUUGCAAGGUCAGAUUCCUGAAACAAUCUGUGAUCUUUCUUACCUUACAAUUCUAGACCUUGGACAUAACAAUCUAUCAGGAAGCAUCCCGAAGUGUUUCAUGAAUUUCAGUGCAAUGUCCAUUAAACGGAACUCAAGUGUACCAAUUUCUUAUGCUUUUGGACACUUCGGAUCAUCCUUGGAGACAACAUUGCUUAUGAUCAAGGGAAUAUUGCUGGAGUAUAGCACCACUCUGCGUCUGGUAACAAGCAUAGAUCUCUCCGACAACAAUCUAUCCGGCACGAUCCCAGAACAAAUCACUGGUCUUGUAGGGUUGAUAUCGUUGAAUUUGUCAACAAAUCACUUGAUAGGAAUGAUUCCGGCAAAUAUAGGCCAGAUGGGGUCACUGGAAUCCCUCGAUUUGUCAUACAACCAGCUUUCCGGAAAGAUUCCUCAGAGCAUGUCCCACUUGACUUUCUUGGGUGUCUUGGACUUGGCUUAUAACAAUUUGACAGGCAAAAUCCCAUCAAGUACUCAGCUUCAAAGUUUCAAUGCAUCGUGCUUCGCCGGAAACACUCUCUGUGGACCUCCAGUGACAGCUAACUGCAGUACAAAUGGUGCACCUUCCAGUGGUGGGGAUAAUGGGGAAGAUGGUGAUGGGGGUGAAGUGGAUUGGGUAUGGUUUUCUGUGAGUUCGGCUCUGGGAUUUGUUGUGGGAUUUUGGGGGUUUGUGGGUCCUUUGUUGUUUAUCAAGUCUUGGGGAUUGGCAUAUUAUGGUAUGCUGGCCCGCCUGAGGCAAAAAAUUAGCUGUGUUUAAAUUAGCACAUACAUGUACCAAAAAGUACCCAAGGAGCAACAAGAAUU